CAAUCAGAGAUGAGGAUAUUGGAGCGUGGGGCGUGGUUUAGGGGAGGCUAGUGGAGACCCGUUGCUACAGCAGCAUCUCCUGUUAUCAGUGAGAGAUGGAGGAUUUUGACGAAUCUGUGGCCGUCAGCGAGGAUCUGCUGCCAUGCAAAGUGUGCGGGAGACGUUUUUUCUCAAGCGUCCUUAAGAAGCACAUGACCAUCUGCCAGAAAAGUGCAGUGAAGAAAAGGAAGGUGUUCGACUCGAGCAGACAGAGAGCCGAGGGCACCGACAUAUCGACUGUGAAACCGCUCAAGCCAAGGCCUGAACCACCCAAGAAACAGUCCAACUGGCGCAGAAAGCAUGAGGAAUUCGUCGCCACCAUCCGUGCUGCCAAAGGCCUGAGCCAAGUGAUGAAAGACGGCGGCCCUCUUCCCCCGCCCCCACCUCCAUCCUACGAUCCAGAUUAUAUCCAGUGCCCAUAUUGCCAAAGGCGGUUUAGUGAGAACGCAGCCGAGCGGCACAUCAAAUUCUGCAAGGAGCAAGCGUCCCGCAUUCCCAACAAGGAGAAAUUCGUGGGAAAUGACAAAGCCAAACCUCCAGCCAGGACACAGUGCAAGCCUGCCCUGGUGAAAAAAGCAACUUCUGUAACUCCCACAUCUUCCGUGUCUUCCACUCGCCUACCUCAGCGUCCAACCUACGGACAGGCCAGAGGAAGCGGAAUUUCUGGCACCAAAAGUCCUGCAGGCUCAAUGAAGAAUGUAAAUGCUUCAGCUUCUUUUUCUCCGUCUCGCCCAGUCUCUGGUGGAGUGACCGUACCUCCUGGGGACAAACCUAAAGGCGUGGUUGCUCCCAGUUCCUUGAAGAGCACGACCUACGGAGGAGGAACGAAUAAAAAGAUGAUGUACAGUGCUAACAGCUAUAAUUCAAGGAAUGAGGUGAAAAAUGACAAUGGGAUGGACUAUUCCACAAAGGGGAACAAGUUCUGUCAUGAGUGUGGAACCAAGUACCCAGUGGAGUCGGCCAAAUUCUGCUGUGAAUGCGGAGUGAGGAGGAUGUGCUUUUAGAGACACAGAGAGAGACACAGAUAGAGAGACACAGAUAGAGAGACACAUCUUUUAAUGCUGAAUCUCCCACUUUCCCAACUGUUACAAUCUUGCCCAUGAAUUCCAGCCUUUCUAUAUUUAUCAAUAUGCUUAUAUCUAUAUUUUUGCCUUGUUUUUAUUCCAAUUUGUGUUUAUUAUCGAAGUGCAAUAUGAUGAGCUACUGAUCUUUUUUCUUUUCUUUAAGAAUUAGCCCUUUUCUGAAUUGAUAAAAAAACAAUGUAUGUAUUUCAAACCCGAUAUCACCACCUCCAUUUCAAAGCAGGAACAAUCUGACAUGGUAUUGUGAAAUUUAAUUUGUAUUUUUUUUUUUUUAUUAUGCGGUUGCAAUUAGAUUUUUUUAUAUUGUUUAUUUUGUUUUAUUAGUAAUUCUUAUUUAGUUCCUCAGUCGCAGCUUGAUGACGAUUCGUAAGAAUUCAUAUUCGGAUGAAUACGCUUGAAAUCGCAUAGCAAAGCUUUUUUCACUCUAUGCAGAAAAUCGCUUCACAGCCCUUGAAGACCUCUAUAAGCCCGUCUUCUGCUGCUCCUCAGCUGGUACAUAAUGUAAGAUGAAGCACCCGUAUAUAAUCCCCUCCUGAUUAAUGACCCUGUUGUGCUGAUAAAGCGGAAUACUACAGCUGGUUUAUGCUUAUGAUCAUAUGAGACAGAGCGGGUACGAGGCCUGCUGACCGAGUGCGUGCGUCACAGUAAUGUAACACGAAUAAACGUUCAUCCACGUGA
Silurus meridionalis is the source of this 1799-nucleotide messenger RNA. RefSeq names its product zinc finger, C2HC-type containing 1A (gene zc2hc1a). The transcript is spliced from 9 exons. Bases 96 to 1043 code for a protein of 315 amino acids. The record is from RefSeq and is a predicted model, not a curated record. NCBI's taxonomy places the organism in Eukaryota, Metazoa, Chordata, Actinopteri, Siluriformes, Siluridae.